GUUUACUUACAUAAUGGGAAGUUUUUAACACUAUAGUUCUGUCACUGUUCAGUCGUGUCGUGAAAAUUUGUUUUUUGCACGCCGUAAGAGUUCAGAUAUCGAAAUGAUGAUGCAGCGCGCAACUCUGUUGGCUCCGUUAGCCUUGGAAGCAACAAUCCAAGCGCAACAACAGCGUGGUAUGGCCACAUUAAAAGCCAUCUCGAUACGACUGAAGUCUGUUAAGAAUAUACAAAAAAUUACGCAAUCCAUGAAAAUGGUAUCAGCUGCCAAGUACUCUCGCGCUGAGCGUGAUUUAAAAGCAGCUCGUCCAUAUGGAAUUGGUGCUCAACAGUUUUUCGAAAAAACCGAAAUUAAAGCCGAGGAAACAGCUGAACCUAAAAAACUACUAAUUGCCAUGACCUCAGAUCGUGGUCUCUGCGGUGCAGUACAUACUGGUGUUGCUCGUACAAUCCGAGCUUUCCAUGGCAUAUUCUUUAUGAAUUCCGAAAUCAUUGAGGAAUCAUUCUUGUACAUGCACAUAUAUCACAAUGGUAUGGAAUAUACGCGUUUAUAA
This is a messenger RNA of Teleopsis dalmanni, 553 nucleotides long. RefSeq names its product ATP synthase subunit gamma, mitochondrial-like. The transcript has 3 exons. The coding region runs from base 104 to 553 and encodes 149 amino acids. The record is from RefSeq and is a predicted model, not a curated record. NCBI's taxonomy places the organism in Eukaryota, Metazoa, Arthropoda, Insecta, Diptera, Diopsidae. Gene Ontology annotation, molecular function: proton-transporting ATP synthase activity, rotational mechanism. Gene Ontology annotation, biological process: proton motive force-driven ATP synthesis.